This is a messenger RNA of Megachile rotundata (alfalfa leafcutting bee), 1793 nucleotides long. RefSeq names its product Decaprenyl diphosphate synthase subunit 2 (gene Pdss2). Gene Ontology annotation, molecular function: prenyltransferase activity. NCBI's taxonomy places the organism in Eukaryota, Metazoa, Arthropoda, Insecta, Hymenoptera, Megachilidae. Gene Ontology annotation, cellular component: mitochondrion; transferase complex. The record is from RefSeq and is a predicted model, not a curated record. Gene Ontology annotation, biological process: ubiquinone biosynthetic process; isoprenoid biosynthetic process.
GUUAUUCAUUUUUUACGUAACAAGUACAUACACAUGGGUAAUACUAAAGUUAAUAAAUUGAAUGAAACAUAUAAUAUAUGAGACUGCUUAUGCAAAUGUAUAGCAUAAGUUCUAUAGCAACUUUACAUAAUAGAAAAUGAAUAACUAUAUUAACCAAAAGUUAAGUCACAUGAUAUUUUACAAGAACAAGGUCAAAAGUGAAAGCUUGAAACGUCAAUCAUGUGCGUUAUACCUGUUGAAUGUGGGACUAAUGUUAAUGUAGAGGGAAAACAAAUUCCACAGGUGUAUACAGCAGAAAAAUGUUAACGAAUAAAGUUAUUUUUACUUUGCCAAGAAAUGGAAAUCUAGCCAAAGCAGUUUUGUGUAGUGAAUAUAAUGUAUACUAUAAAAAGCAAAGAAAUGUGCAUAUUUCUAUGCAGAAUACAUUUCAUUUACAUCAGUUAAAUAAGGUUGAAGCCAAGCUAACAGGAAGUCAAAAACCAGAUUGGAAUAGAGCUGUUUCAGAAGCCGAAAAAAUUGUUGGAUAUCCAACAUCAUUUUUAAGCUUACGUUGGCUUCUGAGUGAUGAAAUAGCAAAUGUGGCAUUGCAUCUUAGAAAGUUGGUAGGAUCUAACCAUCCUCUGUUAAAAACAGCCAAAAGCGUUAUAUAUAAUGGACGUAAUAAUAUGCAAGCAUGGGGUCUUAUUGUAUUAUUAAUUUCAAAAGCUGCUGGUCAUUUAAGCGUAGAUGACAUGGAAGAGGAUAAAGCUGCUGGUGUAUUACAUAGUCAACGAGCUUUAGCAGAAGUCACUGAAAUGAUACGUACUAGUCAUCUUGUUCAUAAAGGAUUAGUAAACAUAGAACCUAGUGUUUAUUUAGAAACUUCAGAAUUGAAUGACAUGAACUUUGGGAAUAAAAUUGCAUUGUUAAGUGGAGAUUACUUAUUAGCUAAUUCUUGUGCUGAAUUAGCAAAUCUUCGUAAUCAAGAUAUUGUAGAAUUGAUGUCAAGUGCAGUAAGAGAUUUGGCAGAAGCAGAAUUUAUAGGACGUAGGGAUAAUCAGAACAAUCCUUUACCUUCUAUACCACCUGAAGACCGAACAGAUUAUGCUGUGAAUGAAUGGACUCUCCGAAAUGUAUUAAGUGCUGGUGCCUUGUUAGGAAAAUCUUGUAAAGGUACACUGAAAUUAGCUGGGCACAACAAUGAAAUACAAGAACAAGGCUAUAAAUUCGGCAAACAUUUAGCAUUAGCUUGGCAAGCUUGUUUGGAUUUAGGUCCAUUUGUUACAAAAGAUCAAGCUGUAACAUUCAAUUUGUGUUCUGCACCAAUUAUGUUUCAUAUUGAACAUGACCCAUCGAUUUUGGCAGAAAUCGAUAAAGGUUUAGAAUCUGUAAAUAAUGUAGAUUAUAAUAAGGUUCACAAGAUUGUCAUGAUGGGACCUGGAAUUGAAUUAACUAAACAAUUACAAAAGAGACAUUCACAAAGGGCAAUGGAAGUUUUAGGUGUAUUUGAAAAAAGUGAUGCAAGAACAGCAUUAUACAAUAUUAUAGCAGCUAUGGGAGAUUUCUGAAUAAUGAUAUUCAUAAAAAGAUAAUACAUUGUUGAUAUGAUUGCCCAAAAAUCAGUUUAAGGACUCCGUCCUAUAUUAAGUUUCUCAUUCUAAAGUAUAUCAUGUGUAACUAUAAUAAAAGUUACAUAAUCCAUGUAUAAUAUAAAAAAAUAUUAAAUUAAUAAUUUAUAUCUUGUUAUAUACAAGUAACAAAACAAGUUGUACUCAUUUAUAAAUAUAGAUUGUUAAUAACAUGACAAAAUUGAU